Molecule: messenger RNA, 1615 nt
Organism: Ectocarpus siliculosus
Lineage: Eukaryota; Phaeophyceae; Ectocarpales; Ectocarpaceae
Source: the annotation of a GenBank genome assembly
UACUCGAAACUUCUUUUUCCCUAUGAAAACACACUUGGAAUCGGUGCGCUAUCUCGAAGGCUCGUCGCGGCCGGCCGAGACAACGACCUUAUGGAGGUCUACCGUGAGUUUGGCCUUCACAGGAUGACGCCAUCGAGUCUGGUCCCAGAAAAUACUUGUGGGAACGAAGUGUUCGAUUACCAUCGCCUGUAUAACGCCUCUCUGAAAGAUAUUCCGCGCCCCUCAAGCUGGCACGCCGGCCCUCCUGGGCACCAGCUAGUGGCCGAUAUGUUAUUCAUGCACUACGCAGAGGUGUUCCUCAAGGCUGUCGGACGCCUCGAGGACGUAGCGCCGGGCGUCACUGCUAGACAGCUCCGAGAUUCCGGCGGAGAAAUAAUACCGGGCGAUGCCGCUGUCUCUAGUUCUGAAAGGGAGACUCGCGAAAGCAUCCGCGAUCUAACGUCACUUCGAGAGACCCUUGGCUUGGUGGUAGAGGCCGUUGACGAUAAUGACAACGUGUAUAUGGGCGGUGGACGGGGCGAUAUCCUUCCUCCGCCCGCGUGGUGUGCGGGGUGGCGUUUUUGCUUGGGAGCGGGCAGCUACAGGUGCGCCAACACGUACUUCCCUCAGGCCGCGGGAAAAGGUGCCAGGCUCGUGGGCAUGGUAUCCGCCAAAUCGCCUGCCAUUUUGAAUCUCGAUCACAAGGAAAUGAUCGCGGAGCCGACCAGCGGUCAUUGGGCGAUGACGCUGAAUGAGGAGUCUGAACGUCUUUUGGAUUACUUGAAAACGUUUCCGCCGGAAGGUUUUCACCAUCCGAUAGACUUGAAGCUCGUUUUGGUUGGAGACGCGGCCUCCGGAGCAAUCGAGUUUGAGUUCGAAACGAUCGGAGUUCCCGCGGGAACAGAGGGGUGGCUGUCCGAGGAGGAGGAGGAGGAGGAGGAGGAGGGGAAGGACGACAGAGCGGAGGAACUGGUGGAUGGCAACGAGGACCAAGAGGCUGCGAAAGAGGAGAAAGUAGACGAAAAACAAGAAGAGGCGGGCAGUCAUCGAGCGAUGCAGGAUCAGCUGCAGCAGAUGAAUUCGAUGUCUCAAGACUCGCGGGUGGUCAUCUGCAAGCCAGAUUUUAUCACCCGCGUCGACUUCACGGACUCGACCCAGGUUACGUUCAGGGUUGAUGGAGUCGUAGCUAUAGCUGAGGAGCUUGAGCAGGGUUUUAUGACACAAGGAUCGUGCGUGAUCCUUGAGACAGACGUCGGAGUAGGUCGACACACGGUCUCUGUGGAACCACUCCACAGCGGAGCGCCCUAUGUGGCGGUUUCCCACUUGUUGUACCCGGCGUAGCUGACGGACUCAACUCACGUAUUUGUCAUGUGAUGACGGUCGUUUUCGCCAUAGCAUAUCCCGAUGUCGGUAGGUUUGGUGUAUUUUCAACUGCAAGGGGUGAAAUGGUGUACGGCCCGAAGUGAGUGUACAGUAUUCAUAGCGUCACCGUCAAAAAUUGUGAUUGCAGGGAAGUCUUGAAGGACGCUCUUCUAAUCCCUUUGUAUCGUCGUGUCGUGUUUCGAGGGCUUUCUUUGUGGUUUGACUUCUUGGAGUUUGAUCAGAAUAUCUCUUCUCAGACGCAAGCUGUUUCACC